Erythranthe guttata (spotted monkey flower) is the source of this 1411-nucleotide messenger RNA. RefSeq names its product HMG (high mobility group) box protein with ARID/BRIGHT DNA-binding domain-containing protein. NCBI's taxonomy places the organism in Eukaryota, Viridiplantae, Streptophyta, Magnoliopsida, Lamiales, Phrymaceae. Gene Ontology annotation, molecular function: DNA binding. The record is from RefSeq and is a predicted model, not a curated record.
AUCAACUAAAGAAGACACGUUGACAAAUUGUCACAAAAUUGAAAUGAAAAACUUAAGUAAGGGCCAGUAAAUAAAUAUCGAAAUACCUGACAGUCUGGAAUCCUCUCCUCCAGAAAUAAAUAAAAUCGGAAGGGGGUAAAAAUCUGUGAUAAAUCAAUUGGCAUAAUCCUCAAAUCAAAACUCUUAAUCCGAAUUAUUACAUCCAAUUUUGUAGCGAUAAUUUUUUUACCAGUCUUUGCAAUAAAAAUGUCAAAAGACCCACCUCUGGAAAAGCCUAUUUCAAAGUACUAUUCCUACCCUAAACCCGAAGCUGAGUAUCACGAAAUUAUUCAGGAGCCGGAUACUUUCCGGCAGAAGCUGCACAGCUUCCAUGUUUUCUAUGGCACUAAAUUCAGAGUUCCUACAUUAGGAAGAAAUCCUUUGGAUUUGCAUCGGCUCUUUUUAGAAGUGACCUCUCGAGGCGGCAUUGAAAAGGUUAUUAAAGAUCGGAGAUGGAAGGAAGUUACCGGAGCCUUCAAUUUCCCAUCCACUAUCACAAGUGCUUCAUUUGUACUACGGAGAUACUAUCUCUCGUUGCUUUAUCACUUCGAGCAGGUUUAUUAUUUCCGUAAAGAAGAACCCUACAUUCCAUCCAACGAUCAAGCAAGUUGGAAUGCCGAUGGAUCGACUUUACCACUCUCUCUCGAUGAUGGAGCUGCUUCCGAUCAUUUCACAGAGAGUCCUACUCCGGAAGAUGUCAGUUUAGUGACUGGAACAAUCGAGGCGAAAUUCGAUUGUGGAUAUUUGGUGACUGUGAAUUUCGGAGCUGAGAAUUUGACAGGUGUCCUCUACCAUAUCCCCGAGGAGCCGAAUAAUGCGUUGCAAAGUAUGAGUGGCUCGGGUGACCCGUCUUCGCAUCAUCGAAGUCGGAGAAAGCACCAGGUGGCGUUUCGGGAUCCAGCUCAUCCAAAGAGAAACAGAAGCGGCUACACUUUCUUUUUCGCCGAGCAGUACCAUAGGCUUAGACCUUUGUACCAUGGGCAGGAAAGAACUAUAAGUAAAAAGAUUGGACAGUUAUGGAGCAGACUAACCGAGGCCGAGAAACAGGUGUAUCAAGAAAAGGGAUUGAGGGACAAGGAGAGAUACAAAGCUGAAAUGUUGGAGUACAAACCUUCGCAGGCGUAAUCGGGAUUCGUUACUUGGAGAUGUCGUUUUUCAAGAAACCCUUUGCCUUCAUCUCUCUUUCGUCUAAUUGAAAUUAGUGUUUUUUUUUUUUUUUUUUUUUUUAAUUUAAGAUUAGAGAGAUGAAAGUAGAAAUUUUCGACUUUGAACAUUUCGACUGACUCGGGUUUGUUGGGAUAUUUAUCAUCAGACAUGUGUUUUUAUGUUAACUGUUAUGUGUUAAAUGGAUGUAUUUGUCAUAUUUUUAAAA